This is a messenger RNA of Patiria miniata (bat star), 3345 nucleotides long. RefSeq names its product harmonin-like. The coding region runs from base 208 to 1560 and encodes 450 amino acids. NCBI's taxonomy places the organism in Eukaryota, Metazoa, Echinodermata, Asteroidea, Valvatida, Asterinidae. The transcript is spliced from 13 exons. Gene Ontology annotation, molecular function: protein binding. Gene Ontology annotation, cellular component: stereocilium tip; plasma membrane; cilium. The record is from RefSeq and is a predicted model, not a curated record.
UUAUUUGGGAAAACGCAACAAAACCAAAACAGAACAACACUACAUUUCUAGUUCUGCGUAACAGUUAAGUUUGUGUAGCAACAGUUCGUAUAAAGCAUCCGAUUCCGAGAGGAACAUCACACCAACUAGUUGUGCAUCUCGUGUUGGACACUUGGACUACAUACAACCCACCAGUUCAACUUAGUUCCAGUAGUCAAUACAAACGAAAUGGAGGUUUCAGGCGGUCGAAGUUCCAACUUCAAAUUAAAGGUAAAUACUUUAAUUGAAGCUGAGUCGGACAGAGACAAGCUGUAUCAGUGUUUGAGGGACUACCAGCUGAACCAUGAGAUACAUGAUUUUGUGGACACCCUUAAAUCAGUGAUCAUUCAUCCAGACCAUCUGGUUUUGUUAGAUGAAGUGCGUACAUUCAUCCAGCCUUCUCAGCAAAUGCUGUAUAACCAGCUUAUUCCUCAAUCACCUAGCAAGAAAUUGAGGACCGUCAGACUUGUUGGACAUGCAAAUGAAAACCUUGGUUUUGCAUUACGCGGAGGUGUUGAGUUUGGAGUGGGAAUGCUUGUAUCUCAAGUCAUUGCAGACUCGCUGGCUGCUCAAAAAGGACUCAAGGUGGGAGAUGAAAUUGUUCGUUUGAAUGGAUACAACAUCAGCCAAGCCACAAAUAAUGAAGUGAUAUCCACUAUUGGAAUGAGCAAAACACUCACAUUGAAAGUUCGAAAUACUGGCAUGCUUCCAAUGAAGAAUGACAGAUCAGAUCCUGUUACCUGGAAGUUCAUCAACGAGGGACAGUCAGGUUUUCAGGUUGAUUCAGGAACAGGGAAUGAUGGAGAAACGAAGACAGAACGCAAGGUGUUUGUUAAUCUACAGUCAGGCAAGAAAUUGGGCUGUGGAAUUGGCACCGGACACAAAAAUGAGCCCGGCAUUUUCAUCUUGAAAAUAAAUCCUGGCUCAUUGGCUGAUACACUCAAUUUUAAGAUUGGAGAUCAAAUUCUUGAUGUCAACGGCACAAGUUUCUUGAAUAUUUCCCAUGAUACAGCUGUCAUGGAGCUGAAAUCAAGCAGUCAGAUGACUAUUACCCUCAGAUCUAAAGAGAACUAUGUACAGGUUGGUCAGUCUGGAGCCUCAGUUGAUGAGGAAAGGCAACCUCCACCAAUAAGCAAACAGGCAAAGCAAUCCGAUUCUACUCAGCCCAAGGCAUGGUGGGACAAGGAUCCUUACAGUCUGUUUAGCCACCGUCAGAUUGAUGGGCGCAAGCUUUGUAAGAUAGAGAUUGUCAAGGAUUCCCCAUUAGAGAUGCUGCUUGAAGGCGGUAUAGGUUCUCCAUUGUCAGGGAGGGUGGUUAUAGCUGAGGUCUACUCAGGAGGGGCAGCUGAUCGCAGUGGACAACUUUUUAAAGGAGACCAACUGAUGAUGGUAGAUGGGAAGUGUAUGACUGACAUCUCCUUGAAUGCUGCUCAAGAUAUUCUGAAAGAGGCUAUGACGUCUUUAGAUGGCACUGAGGUUUUGAGAGUGAUCACUGCUAUGUGUCCAGUCAAGAACUAUGAAGAUGAACUGACCUUCUUCUAGUGACGUGUCCAGUGAUUUAAUUUUCUAGUCGUGGUUGGCAACAGAUUUGCCAAAAAUUGAAUAUUAGAAUCCUAAUUAUGCAAGAAAGAGACAUUUUUAUUAAAGUCUUUGUUAGCUUUUGUUUGGUGGUUAUUAAUUUCAACUCUCCAAUAAUAUGUUUAAAACAUUUUAAAAUACCUGAAACAGUUUACCAAUUCCUGUUGGUCGAGAGCCUGCUGCAUUCUGCGCCACAUUGCGCAGUAUGCACCUCGCGCGGGCCAAUUUCCAUACAAGGAGAUUUUUAGAACUACGCAUGCGAGGCACAUAUCAUGCGAGGCACAUACCAUAGACAUGGCCUGAGGGGUGUUUCACAAAAUAUGAAGUCAAAUUGUUAAACAAAAUUGUUAGAAAGUUGUGAUUUGUUUUACUUGUUUUAACUUUUUGACCAAGCGCAUAUUUAUUCCCUUAAUUAAAUGCCAAUCAGGGGUUGGCAAAGAAAGGUCUAUAUUGACUUUUGUCUCUAGUAGUUGUCAUUGCAAGCUGAUUUAUUAGCUCACCAUAUUAAAUUAAUAUUUAGAUAAUUUUGAUAGGUUGUAUUCAGUACAUGUAUCAUAAUUGUAUUUGACAAUUACAGUAAUUUAACUGCAGAAAUAUCCUACUUGAUUAUUACAUGUUCAUGAAAUUAUGGAGACAAUGAGUAAAAUGUAUAAGUAUGUGUACAUGUAUACAAGAACAAUAUUCUCAUUUAGAUAUUAUUUGGUGAGUUAUUUGUUUGUACAAAGGAAUUCACAAUACAAGAAGAAAGCUAUAUCCUCUACCCACUUCUAUCAUGGGGAAAAGUUCCAAUCCAUUUGUAGACAUUGCCUAACUAUGUGUCAUUUUGACUGGGCCUAAAGCAGUUAGGCACUGCAUCAUAUCUAGUGAUUUAUGAAUUUGUGGUGGUUUUAUUUAUUAGUGCAUUUAUUACUUGUGUGUGAUAAAGCAUGUAAUCAAUAAAGCAGGGUUGAUGCAUAGGUUAGAAGUCCACGGUAAUUUGGGAAAGUUUUUGGUUGCAUAGCUCCAUGGUUGCAUACUGUAUUGCACAUUGUAAAUCAUCAAAAUAAACAGAUGAACAUUUUCAGUAAAGUAAGCUUUCAUUGUUUAGCAUCCAUCACAAAGAGUAAAUGGAAUUACUGACAUCAAAAUGUUUGAAAGCGUGUUUAUGCUUUAAAAGUUAUGUACCCUAGAUCUAUAUUAUCGUAGUACAUUACUACAAAAGCUACCCUUAGUCAGAGUAGCAAGCAUGGUGAAAAUGCCUAUUUUUGUUUUUAUUCGUGUAUGUAAAAUAUAUCAAUAUGGAAUAACGAUAAUUUGACAAUACUUAAAUUUUCCCCUAUAUUUACAAUGUGUGAUCAAACACUUGACAAUGUAGUGUUUUAGUUUUCAUUUUCCAUGUUUAUUUUUUUCAUACAAGUAGGCCUACAUCUAAGUAGUAAUUAAUAUACACGGUGCAUUUUGUUAUUAUGUGCACUGAACUGUUUUCAAAACUGGAUAUAAUUCUAGGAUAUUUUACAAUUGGACUGAUGCUCUGCAAUUUGUGUACAGUCUGACCACAGUUUUAAUGAAUCCAGUUCUACGUCCAUUACGGAAUCAAUUAAAUUUCCAAAAUAGAAAAAAAAAGUACUUCUUCAAUUUAAACUAAACAAGCAAAUUGAAAAUUCCUUAUAGGAGAAAAAAUAUCGAAUAUGAUGAAGAGCAAAAAUAUAUACAAAGUUGAACCAGAAUAAACCGCUGGCGAUUCGUCCGUUUUAUGAAUGAAGUUUCAAA